Messenger RNA from Girardinichthys multiradiatus, 1651 nucleotides. RefSeq names its product MARVEL domain containing 3 (gene marveld3). Gene Ontology annotation, cellular component: membrane. The record is from RefSeq and is a predicted model, not a curated record. Bases 457 to 1404 code for a protein of 315 amino acids. NCBI's taxonomy places the organism in Eukaryota, Metazoa, Chordata, Actinopteri, Cyprinodontiformes, Goodeidae. The transcript is spliced from 4 exons.
CCGGGUUGUGGCGUGAAUCGCAAAUCUUUGGACUUUUGAAGUUAAUUCAAUCUAAAAUAAACAACUUUCAUCACAAUUCCCAGUGUACACAGAAGUCUAGUUUUGAACAGUGCCCAAAUAAAACAGUAAGAAUAAGUUAUUUAACGCCAAUCUGUCCUAGUUUCCUAACUUGUCAACCUGAUAAAAAACAACAGUUUUUGGUGAUGCUGCCUUGAUCUACAGAUAAUAUGUAUUCAGGUUGCCUAUGUGGAGGCACGGACCCUGACCCAGUUCUCCUCGAUGCAAUAGUCCAUUAUUAAGUCAGUGGAGAUAAAGUUACACAGACCAAACAAAGAAAUCUCAUUUCAAGUGGGCGUGGGCAGAGAACAGGUGAAUGAGGAAGGAAACCUCCAACCGGAAGAUGUUGGAUACAGGUAGAUUGUGUUGCUGUUAACGAAAACAAGCAGGCAAAGGAAGAUGCCAGACAUGGGAAGACAGCAUCAGAGGAGUGAUGUGUCCACAGAGUACAGGAGCAGGGAUUACUCAGACAGGGGACAGCACUCUCAGUAUGAUAACCAGAGACACAGCCAAAACCCAAGAGAGGUGGAGGAGCGAAUCAGCAGUGACAGAACAACCAGAGAGAACAGAAAGAGAGAAGUGACAAGUCCUCCUUUUCACAAGGGGGCAGCUGCAUACAUAGAUCAUAUAGGUCCCUCAACACUGCCCAGAGAAACAUCAUUGUAUCACCCUGAGGUUUGUGAACAACAGCACAGACAAGCUCUGUACAAUUUAAGAUACGCCCUAACUGCUAGAGGUAUCUGCCAGCUCAAGGAGAUCUUUGUGAAUCUUCUUAUCAUAAUCUGUGCCGGAGUGCCAUACAGCAACAACGGGGGUUACCGCGACCUGGCCAGCCUCGGAGGAAUUUACUAUUAUCAAUUUGGAGGCGCCAACGCCUUCACUGGAGCUGAUGCAGACAGGGUCAAGGAGCUGGACCGCCUCUUCCACCAGCUCAAGCGGCCUCCAUAUGCCUUUGCUAUGGCCUGUGGUGGGAUUUUGAUGAUAUAUGCCUUUGUCAUGUUUGCCCUGGGGGUCUUCAGGGUCCCUUACCGCUGGCCCCCUGUGCUGCUUGGGGAGGCUCUUGUAAAUUUUCUGAUCGGCUUGGGUUACAUCCCUGGGCUGGUGUUCUACUUUAUUAAAAUACAAGAAACCUACCAAAACCCCAUCUGUCUGGAGAGAGAGCAAAUGUACAAGAGCAAAGGACACAAGGGCUUUGAGUGCAGCCUCAAUGGUGCAGAUAUCGCAGAAGGGCUGUUUGGGGUGGCGGGGAUCUUUGUUUUCAUCUUUGGAGGGGUGUUAACAGUGAGAGCCUUUAGAUCCGUUCGAGAGCUGAAGAAGGAAAGAACAAACGAGGACAACCAUUUGUAAAUUAGCUUUUUUUGAUCACAUUAGAGCAAAGGUUAAACAGAUUGUAAGGGAUUCAAGUCUUUUUCUAUGUUUCCUGUGUAUGUUUUAAUGCUAAAAUCUUUAAUGCAAGUUAGAAUACAUUUUUAUUCUUUACACUUCUUACUUUUACUUUUGGAUUGAGCAUCACAUUUUGUAAAUGUAAUAAUAAACAGCCUAAACUGUAUAUAAGGUUUUACUAUAUGGCAAAUAAAAACAGAUAAUUGAAUAA